Molecule: messenger RNA, 3340 nt
Organism: Urocitellus parryii (Arctic ground squirrel)
Lineage: Eukaryota; Metazoa; Chordata; Mammalia; Rodentia; Sciuridae
Source: RefSeq, a predicted model, not a curated record
GGGCGGGGCGGGGCUCCGGCGGCCGCUUCCUCUGCGGCGGUGGCUCGGGACCUGCGGGUCGGGGCCGCGGACUCGGGUCCAGCGGAGCCAUGGCGCUGUGUCCGGUGAUCGGGAAGCUGCUGCACAAGCGCGUGGUGCUGGCCAGCGCCUCCCCGCGCCGCCAGGAGAUCCUCAGCAACGCGGGCCUGCGGUUCGAGGUGGUGCCAUCCAAGUUCAAAGAGACGCUCAGCAAAGCCUCCUUCCCCAGCCCCUACGCUUACGCCAUCGAGACGGCCAAGCAGAAAGCCCUGGAGGUGGCGCACCGACUGCACCAGAAGGACCUCCGGACGCCCGACGUGGUCAUCGGGGCGGACACUAUCGUGGCAGUGGACGGGCUGGUUCUGGAGAAGCCCGUGGACAAGCAGGACGCCUACCACAUGCUUUCAAGGUUGAGCGGCAAAGAGCACAGCGUGUUCACCGGAGUGGCCAUCGUCCACUGCACCACCGCAGACCGCCUGCUGGAGACGCAGGUCUCGGAGUUCUACGAGGAGACGAGAGUGACCUUCUCGGAGCUGUCCGAGGACCUGCUGUGGGAGUACAUCCACAGCGGGGAGCCCAUGGACAAGGCCGGGGGCUACGGCAUCCAGUCGCUGGGGGGCAUGCUGGUGGAGUCGGUCCGCGGGGACUUCCUCAACGUGGUGGGCUUCCCGCUGAACCGCUUCUGCAAGCAGCUGGCCCAGCUCUACUACCCGCCCCGCGGCCAGGACGUGCGGAGGGUCAAGCACGACUCCAUCCCGCCCGUGGACAGCUUCGAGGCCCUCGGUGACCUGGACGCGGGCCACCCGGGGCCUGUUCAGAGCCACGUGGACCCUGGCGCUGGCCCCGGCUCCCCGGGCAGCCUGAGGGGCGUGUCGGAGGCGGAGGGGGACUCAAGCGAGGCCAGUUGCAACAGGGCGGUGUCGGCCCAGCCCCCGUUCCCGGCCGGCCUCCUGGACCUGAUAGACGGCUUCAAAGUGUCCAAGGCCCUGUUCACGGCCUGCAGGCUCAAGGUGUUCGACCUGCUCAGCGACGGCGCGCCCCGGGGGGCGGCGGACGUGGCCCGCGCCGUGGACGCCUCCGUGUGCGGGACCAGGAGGUUGCUGGAGGUCUGCGUGGCCCUGGGCUUGCUGCGGAAGACGGAGCAAGGUUACAGCAACACGGAGCUGGCCGGGCGGCACCUGGUGUCCAGCGGCGGGCACUCCCUGCACGGCCUCAUCCUGCACAGUGACCAGCGCACCUGGGACCUCUUCAGCCACCUGGAGCGCACCCUGCGGGAGGGACCGCACGGCGGGGUUCCCGGGGACCAGGAGGGCUCCCCCUGCCGGGAGACGCAGCUGCAGGCCCUGAAGGCCGAGCACACCCUCUCCACGCUGACCGCCCGCCGCCUGGCCUCGGCCUUCGACCUGUCGCGGUUCUCCUCCGCCUGCCUCCUGGGAGGCUGCAGGGGCGCCCUGGCCUGGGAGCUGGCCCGGGAGUGCCCGAGGCUGGAGGUGACGGUGCUGGACGUCCCCGACGAGCUGCAGCAGGUGUCCUGCUUCCAGUCCCAGGACGGCCCGACGGCCCGCGUCAGCUUGGUGCCUGGUGACCCGUCCAGGGACGCCCUGCCCRCGGCUGACCUGUACAUCCUGCCCCGCCUGCCGCCCGAGUGGCCGGACGACAAGGUCCACCAGCUGCUGAGGAGGGUCGCAGGGUGCUGCCGGCCGGGAGGCGGCCUCUUGCUGGCGGAAGUUGCCCUGGACGAGGACCCGGGGGCCGCCCGGCGUGGCCUGAGGCAGAAGCUGGACCUGCUGGUGCAGACGCCGGGCAGGGACUGGACGCUGGGCGAGGGCCGGCGCCUGCUGGAGCAGCACGGCUUCGGGGACAUGCAGGUGGCGCCCGCCGGGGACUUCCCGGGCGCAGUCCUGGGCAUCCGCGUGCGCCCCUGACGCCCCGCAGUGACCUUUGUGUGGGCAUCGUGGAGGGAGCCCGUCGCGGAGGGAGCCCGGGGUCCCCACGCUGUGGGCUCACGUGGGCACGUGAACGGGGCCUGGCGGGACAGAGAGAAUAAAGCCACCUUCCUGGCUCCGUGCGCCCUGCUCUGAGCCCUGACCCGCCGCCCGCCUCCCAGGCCCGCGCGGCCCGCAGACCUGCCCGCAGGCGGCGGCCAGUCUCCGCGAGGUGCUGACCCUGAGGCCUAGCCACAGCUCCCGGGCUGGCGGCGCGAGGUACGGCCUCCAUCUGGCCUGGCGCAGGCAAAGCCCAACCCACGGCCAGCGCCGGAGCUCGUGGCUGGCCUGUCCCCGCCCURUGUCCUCUGCUCCUUCCUCGUGCUGCCCCUUCUCCACUGCUGGCCGAGUGGAGUCCCCSGGGCAGGGUCCCUCCCAGGGCCACCACACCCCGUCCCAACACGGCGGCCUGGGGAACCGGUGCUGUACGCACACCCUCGGGGCUGGGCCGGCUUGGUGUCCUCAGGAUGCAGCCGGGAGACCCUGAGCGUGGCAGGCGGGGACCUCCACUCUGCCYUCCCAGCCGCGGGUCGGAGGGAGCCUCCGGUGGACGAUGCGGCUACUUUGAAAGCGAGGCUUGCUGACGCCGGUCCACGGGGGUAGCCCCCAGCCCGGCCAAGAGCCAGGCGCGCUCUCCCUCUGCAGACAGACAGCUGCGGCUCGAAGUGACCUAGCGGGCUUGCUGCGGGCAUGGAGGAAGGGCCCCCUGCCAGCCCCCACGGUGGGCAGGGAGAGCGCACCUGCCCGUUCUGGAUCUGCAUGAGAGGCACAGGUGACAUAGACGCACAAGGGCACAAACACCGUGCCCGUGUUUACAGGAGUGUGAUGUGGRCUUGUGCAAGACCGUCCUCUGCUGACCACGUCCCUCUUAACACCUUUCAAAUGCAUGAUGGACGCCUGGCUUCGAAGACUCUGGCUUCUUCUCCAGCCGCUGGCCCUCAGGCGGGUGGCACUGGGCCAAGACGGCCCCACCCUGUAGAAGCUUCCAGGCACCGGGGAGCAGACUGGCCACCUAGGUCCCCUGCAAAGGCCGCUCCAGGCUGUGAGGGACGCAGGUCAGAGAGGAAGGGCGGAGGCCGACGUAGGGCCCUCUGUGGAGACACCUCUGUCAGAGAGGCCACCGCUCUGUCCCAGGGGCCACCCAUGCCCCACGCCAUGCUGGCUGCUGCAGUCCGAGGCCCAGGAGUGACCCCUGGAGCCACGCAUCCCUCUCCACCGCUGCCCUGCGUGAGGACCCACAGAGGCCAGCGGCAGGUGUCCCCUCCUGCUGCCCUGCAGGAGCACUUCCCACGGGUGACCACACCCCUCACAGCUGAGGGACACUCUCCUUGAUGCGU